Molecule: messenger RNA, 387 nt
Organism: Rhododendron vialii
Lineage: Eukaryota; Viridiplantae; Streptophyta; Magnoliopsida; Ericales; Ericaceae
Exons: 3
Coding region: 1-387 (128 amino acids)
Molecular function (GO): nucleic acid binding; zinc ion binding
Source: RefSeq, a predicted model, not a curated record
AUGAAGUUGGUGGCUACUGAGGAAAGAAAAUGUAGGCAGUUCAAAAAGGGGUUGCAUGACACCGUGAAGAGGUUGGUAGUGGCCCAACGCAAAGGGCGGUUCGCCGAUGUUAUUGAAUGUGCAAGGAGCAUCGAGAUACCGAAUGAGACACCCAAAAAUCCUAAGGUUUGGGAACCGGGGCAACCGGGAGUUUCUAAUAAACCUCCGAUCGUAUGUCAUGAGUGUGGUCAAGCGGGGCAUAUUCGUGCUCAGUGUCCGCUGCUUUUGGGGACAUGUUUCACUUGUGGGAAGGCUGGUCAUUUUGGAUGGAAUUGUCCAUGUGGGGAUGGGGCACAUAGCGAGUCUGGUUCAGUGCAGCAGCUGAGGGAUGGUCAGAGUUCUAGUUAG